UUUUUGUCCUGGGAGGGAUUGAAUCAAACCAGGUGAAGAUAAAAAAAACAAAACAACAAACCCUCCAGAAAGCGGCGAUAACGACUCCGCCGGCUUCGCAGAAAAAGCCACCGGUGAAUUCGCAGUAACUUUUUGCGCGAUCCUGACUUGUGCGUGUGUGAAAAUGAAAGCGCUCUGAAAGUUGGCCCGAAGUGACGUUUCGCGGGUUUCUCCCCCCCCCGUCACUCCGUUUCGCUUCAUUUCGUCCGGCUCCGCCACCGUGUUAUGGACCGGAGGACCCAGAGCUCUUGUCGCUGAGGUCGGAGCAAGUUUUCCAGAAAAUGCCCCAACAUAACAUGGAGAGCCCCAGGAGCCAGUGGCAGCAGGGGCUACGGCCGCCGUGGAUCACCAGAGUGGCUGGAGGUCAGAGUCCCGCCUCCUCGGGGGCGGAGUCGGAUACAGAGAGUAGCAGCACGGAGAGCGAGAGGUCCUGCAUUAAAAAGCUGGAGGUGGGCUCAUUGAGGGUCCUGCCAUCGCCCUCAAUGCUCCAACAGCGAAUCACAGAGAUCGACCAACAGAAGGAGGAACUGAAGAUUGAGCUGCAGCUGGAGAUCGCCCUACUGCAGGGCGAGCUGCAGACGGAGAAGAACCAGCUGCACAGACACAUGCAGAAGCUGCAGGCUCUACAGCACGAGGCCAGACAAAAGGCGAAACACAGACACACCGACAGACAAAAGGAGCGAGAGAGUCUGGAAGAGGAGAGACGCAGGGUGGAGGAGCUGAGGAGGAGGUGCGAGGAGAAGGAGAGACUUAUCCCCAGUCAGCCAGAAAGCCAGAGAGAACAGCUAACCCUGCAGCUGCAACAGGAGGAAGAGGUGAUGGAAGCAGCAGUUCGGGCCUUUGAGGACUGGGAGUUUCGUGUUCUGGAGCGGGAGAGCGGCAUGGAUGAGGAGGACGACACGGCGGCGGACAAAGAGAAGGAGGGAGAGAAUGAAAGGGAAAUGGAAAAGGAAAUCUCACGUCAGCAGCAUGCGGUCAGCACAGUGCAGGAGCGAGUCCAGCAGUUAGAGAGAGAGCUGAAGGAGAUGGAGAGGGAGAAAGAGAAGGACCUGAAUGCCUUGAGGAAAGAGAAGAGAGAACUCAUCCACACAACUCAAAUGGUUCACAAAGAAAAGAAGCCGCUCACUGAUUGGUUGAACGUCACCGGCUCUGCCCCCUGCAUGAUGUCACUUUCCCCUCUGACCGUUCACAAGCCCCCUCAGGAGCCUUGCAAAGAAUCUGCCAGUUUGCCCAGAAGACGGAGCUCGCAUCGCAACAACAAACUCAACGACAGGCCGGUCUCAGCACAUGCGUUGGUGAGAAUGCUUCCAGACAGCCAGGCGCCAGAGGCUUUCACUUCGCCCCUUCCCUCCCAUAGACUCAGCAAUGGACACGGCGGUGGGCACAGACCUGGGACCAGCAACGGCGGCGGGCACCUCAGUCCGUGCGACAGUGCGACGAGCUCUCGCGCUGCCAGCCCCUGCCUUUUGGAUCUUGUGGAGAUCGAGAAGAAACUGAGGGAAGCCAAGGCAGAGAGGGAGAGGCUGCUCAGGGAGAGGGAAGAGCGACGGCGGUUGUUGUUGGAGGAGAGAAGACGGGGAGAGCUAAACUCUUCCAGAACAGAAUCACUGGAGCCAGAAACCCCACACAGGCCAGAACCAGAACCAAAGGAGCAACCAAAGGACAGCCCCCCCCCAAACUUGCCCGAGCAGCGCAGCCCGCCCCUCUUCCUCUCUCCGAACUUUGACCUCCGGGCUCACGUGGAGUCUCUGGGUCACGGGGUGGCCGGCUGCACAGACCUGAGGCUGACGUCUCGGCGCUGUGCGGGCUUCCUGACCAAACGAGGGGGGAGGGUCAAGACCUGGAAGAAGAGAUGGUUCCUGUUCGACACAGACCACAGAAGACUAGCCUAUUAUACAGAUUGUGAUGAGAGAAAGCUUAAGGGAGUCAUCUACUUCCAGGCCAUAGAAGAAGUUUACUACGACCAUCUGCGAACAGCCACAUCCUCCCCGCGGCCCAGUCUGACGUUCUGCGUGAAGACGUACGACCGCCUUUUCUUUCUAGUGGCCUCCAACGCAGUAUCCAUGCGCAUCUGGAUGGACGUCAUCGUCACGGCAACGGACGAGUACAGCCGUUAUUGACCUCUUUUGCAAAUGUGACCGUACGAUCCUUGAGUAAAGCUACUGAGCAGUGAGUCACUGCCCCCCCAGUCUGAAGGGGGCCGGUCUGGCCGGGAACCACCUCAGCGGCCCCUUCCGGUACCUGGACUCAUGAUGUCUCGGAGGAAGCUGUUGCCGGAAGACGGACGCUGCGGUGGCGGCACAGGUUCACCGCCGAGCCAGACUGCAAACCGCACUGGGCGUCUGUUACCGGGAAGUUUCGCCGUUUGAGCCCGACCUCCCUCUGCUGGUCGCAGUCCAGCAUUACAGGUGUACCGGUGUACACCGCUGCGGCGGAACACACCGCGACCGGGAGUGGACACAGUCAUCGCAACACCUGUUGAGUGUAAUGCAAUCCAAUGUAACAGUCCAGCAUUGAGAUGACCUUCGUUAGACCUUCAGAGAGGCGUUGAGGUUGAACACUGUGACCUUUUUUUUUCUUUUUCUUUUUUUUCUGCUGUAUUUUGUGUUGAAUUGCUUUGUAUACUCAGGUGUUGCCGUUAAUAUGUCUACAUCCUGUAUCUUUGUUUUCAGUAAAGACAGAUUGUGCAUAAAUUUUUUGCUGAAUUAAGUUAUUGUCUGGAAAUUUAUAUGGGUU
Messenger RNA from Xiphias gladius (swordfish), 2775 nucleotides. It is a transcript of the gene phldb3, whose product is annotated as pleckstrin homology-like domain, family B, member 3. The transcript has 15 exons. Bases 321 to 2159 code for a protein of 612 amino acids. The record is from RefSeq and is a predicted model, not a curated record. NCBI's taxonomy places the organism in Eukaryota, Metazoa, Chordata, Actinopteri, Istiophoriformes, Xiphiidae.